AUGAUGUAUUCAAAUAUAGAAGACAAAUUUGAUGUACAUCUCAACCACUUCGAGAGUGUGUAUGGUGAUAUUCCAUCAUUUUUCAAGUAUGUGAAAGAAACAUGGUUAACACUAUAUAAAGAAAGAUUUGUUCCUGCAUGGACUAACAGAGUCACUCAUUUAGGGAACACAACAACAAACAGGGUGGAGUCUGCACAAUGGAGAUUAAAGAACAUGUUGACUACAAGUCGUGAUGAUUUAUGUGCAAGCUGGAAUGCUGUGAACACAAUGUUGAAGUUGAAGCUAGGUUCCAUAAGAGCGUCGUUUCAAAAAAGUAUCGUCUACAUUGAGCAUCGAUAUAACACUCCAUUCUAUUCUAAAUUGCACAGUUUUGUUUCAAGACAGUGUAUACAACUGAUUAGAAAGAAACUAGAAAAAGUCAAAUUUGUUGGUACGAGCAAGGAGAGGUGUGGUUGUUACAUUAGAACAACAGAUGGAUUACCGUAUGCGUGUCAGCUCGCCGGUUACCAGAUUCUAGGCAUACCUAUACCGUUGGAAACUAUUCAUGUGUUUUGGACGAAAUUGCAAAUUUCAGAACAUGAGAAAAAAGUUUGUGAUCUUGCCUAUCCAUUCACAACGUCAAUGUGUCCACCGCCAAUGAAAUACAAGCCAAAGAGAGGAAUUAAGAAGAGUAGAAAAGGUGAGGAUGUGCAUCGUGAUCCAAGUCAGGGGGAAUAUGCUGAUGCUUCACAGGGGAGUCAGACUACAAAGAGAUCAUGCACAAAACCAAGUGGGAGUCAAUCGUCAACCAUGCCUAUUGGUAAGCAACCUUCUACCAAUUUUGCAAAAUGCAAGUACUUGUACAGUUUCGUGCUUUCUUUCAUCCAUAUAUCGAUGACAUUUUUGAUGUUGAACCGGAUGGAAAUUGUGGUUUCCGUUGGUAAGGAGAAGUGGAUGUCGAUUCCAGAUAUGGAUUAUCAUGUUGCUUCUAGAUACAGUGAUGUAAAGUUGAGACCCGAUUGUCCAUUGCCUCCCGUCACUGAUCGUUGGAGGAAGAAUCAUUCUAAUAAUACAAAAGCAUGA
Molecule: messenger RNA, 1062 nt
Organism: Vicia villosa (hairy vetch)
Lineage: Eukaryota; Viridiplantae; Streptophyta; Magnoliopsida; Fabales; Fabaceae
Exons: 5
Coding region: 1-1062 (353 amino acids)
Source: RefSeq, a predicted model, not a curated record